CCUUUGUUUUAUUCUACUUUUCUAUUCCUGCUGCUAUCCGAUUACAUCGAUCGACUGUCUUGUGAUGAUGGUAUAGAUACGCAAAGAUUUCAUUGAAAUGUUGCGUGAACGUGGCGAUUCCAUAGAUCGUCAUUGCCGCUGGCAUGACAUUAAAAAGAAAUUCGAAAUGGAUUCACGUUAUCGGGCUGUGGAAAAUUCCAUGUAUCGUGAGGAGUAUUUCCAUGAUUUUCUGCGAAUCAUGAAGGAGGAGAAGCGGCGUCGUGAACGUGAACGUGAAAAGGAGCGUGAACAACGGGAGCGGGAUAGAGAGCGUGAACGUAAGUCGGGCAAGAGUGAUCGCAAGGAUAAGGACAAGGAUAGGCGGGAGAGGAGUCGCAGUCGUAACAAAGAUCAUCAUGGUGGGGGACGAGAUGAAAAGGAACGUGAUGGCGGUGGCGGCAGUAGCCGAGACAAGGAAAAGGAACGCAAAGACAAAUCCGACAAGGAUAAGGACAGGGAGGAGAAGAAGAAAAACAAGGAUUAUGAGGAAGGUGAACACCAGUCCGAGGAAGAGGAGGCACGUUCUGCCACCACCGACCACGAAGAAGAGGAAGAAGCCGAGCGCCUGCAAAAGGAACGUGAUCGCCAACUGAGAGCCGAACAAAGUAUACGCGAACGCGAAAAGGAGGUACAACGCACACUGGCCGGUCAUUUGCGUGAUCGCGAUAAGGAACGUGAACUACACAAACGCGAGGAGGCCGUUGGCCAUUUUAAUGCCCUGCUAACGGAUUUGGUACGCAAUCCAGAUUUCACCUGGAAGGAGGUGAAACGACAAUUGCGCAAAGAUCAUCGCUGGGAAUUGGUUGAGUUCUUGGAUCGUGACGAUCGUGAGAGAAUUUUCAACGAACACAUUGAUGGUCUGAUGAAAAAGAAACGUGAAAAAUUCCGUGAAAUGCUCGAUGAAAUUACCACCCUCGAACUGACCAGCAGUUGGAAGGAUGUUAAGAAACUUAUCAAAGAUGAUCCCCGCUACUUAAAAUAUAAUAAUUCGGAAAAAUGUGAACGCGAAUUCCGUGACUAUUUGGUUGACAAACAAAUGGCAGCGAAGGUGGCGCUCAAGGAGCUACUCAAAGAAUGUAAACUCAUCACACACAAAAGUCAUGAAUUGGUACAGGAAAAUCCCAAUCAUCUUAAGGAGAUACUUGAUAUCCUGAAAAUGGAUAAGAGGUAUCUGAUAUUGGAACACAUUGCUGAGGAACGUACCACCAUUGUGGUAAACUAUUUAGAAGAAUUACACAAACGUGGACCUCCGCCACCGCCCACAGCUUCGGAUGCGUCACGGCGUGUCAAGUAAAUGUGGUGGAGGACAACGGCAUGUUGUUUCAUCAAUGGUUCCCAUACUGUUAUGAGUUUCAUUAGGAAUUGCCCAUUCAAGAGAAAUAUUUUGUGUUGUAACAACAUUAUUGAUUUCUAUUAAUAAUAGCUGAUAUAUUUUUUAAAUUAAACCACCACAUCUAACGUCAGAGAAAUUAUUACGAAAAAAAAUGAUUACAUCUGCCUAACACUUACAUCUAUUUCGAAUUGUAUUAACAUUACAUCAUAAUGUUUUAAAUGUAAUUUUAAAUUAAUAAAUAAAUUCAAAAGAGCGUGCAUUUUGCAUAAAAUUAAA
This is a messenger RNA of Musca domestica (house fly), 1648 nucleotides long. RefSeq names its product transcription elongation regulator 1-like. Gene Ontology annotation, cellular component: nucleus. Gene Ontology annotation, molecular function: transcription coregulator activity; RNA polymerase binding. Lineage: Eukaryota; Metazoa; Arthropoda; Insecta; Diptera; Muscidae. The record is from RefSeq and is a predicted model, not a curated record.